Lotus japonicus is the source of this 1380-nucleotide messenger RNA. RefSeq lists its product as uncharacterized. Gene Ontology annotation, molecular function: RNA-DNA hybrid ribonuclease activity; nucleic acid binding. Lineage: Eukaryota; Viridiplantae; Streptophyta; Magnoliopsida; Fabales; Fabaceae. The transcript has 2 exons. Bases 1 to 1380 code for a protein of 459 amino acids. The record is from RefSeq and is a predicted model, not a curated record.
AUGAAAGGGAUCUACUUCCCUAAUGGAGAUUUUCGUAAUGCAGCAAAAGGGAGAAAUGCUUCGCGGGUAUGGAUGAGCCUGCUGCAAGGUAGAAAUCACAUUAGUGAGAACAGUCAGUGGAUGGUGAGUAAUGAUCAGAAUAUCAAUAUUAUAAAGGACAGGUGGCUGAGCUCAGGGGAAAAACUAACUGACAUCCAAGUCUUAGGUGACACAAAAGUGGCCUCUUUCAUGGAUCAAACCACAAAAUCGUGGAAGAUGGAGCAAGUUAACACCACCCUGCCACAGAACAAAGCUCUAAAAGUCCUACAAACUCCCAUUAGCUGGUCCUCCGAGAAGGACUACUUGAUCUGGCCAUUAACAAAAGAUGGGGAAUAUUCUGUGAAAUCAGGAUACAAGCAGGCCCAUGCCAUGGCUAGAGCCUCUCAGCAUCCCCCCUCCUCCUCUGCACAUAUUCAAUCCAAAACCUGGCACCUCCUGUGUCAAGACCCCCUUUGUCCAGUGUGCCAAGUGGAAGAGGAAACUACAAUCCACACCUUCUUGGAGUGCAGCUGGGCCAGAGCCGUUUGGUUUGGUUCUCCGCUUCACCUUGCCCCUGCGAUCCAAGCUAAUAUUUCCUUCUCUGAGUGGCUCCAAGAUCUCUUCCUCCGCCUUGAUCAGGAUCCAGACCCUUCCCAUGCCACCAUGCAAAUUUCACUGGUAGAGCAAAUUCUUUGGCACAUAUGGAAGACUAGAAAUAACGCUUGUUUUCAUAACAAAAAGCCAGACCCUGCGUGGACAAUUGGUGAGGCCUUGCGUGCCCUUGGAGAAGAUGUGAAGGAGUGUCUCCCCCCUGCUCUGAGUACCUCACAGGAACAGCCAAGAGAGCCAGCGCGUGGAAGGAACCAGAUCCCUAAACGCUGGUGCAGACCUCCCCCAAACUUUGUGAAAUGCAAUGUAGAUGCUGCCUUCCCCAAGUCCAUAGCACAAGGAGCUACUGGAAUUAUUGUUAGGGACGGUGGUGGCCUUCUUAUCACUGGCAGGGCCAGUAGAAUCCAUACUACCUCCCCUCUGGUAGUGGAAGCUUUGGCCUUCCGAGAAGCUAUCUCCUUUAUGGCUAACACAGGGUAUCCCAAAGUGGUCAUAGAAUCAGACUGCUCAGAGCUGGUCAAGGCCUGCAAAGGGGAAAUUAAAGUAGGCACCAUCAAAGGCAUCGUGGAAGACAUAAUAGAGAUAAGACAAAGGUUCCAGUAUUGUGCCUUUACCUGGACUCCAAGAGAAGGUAAUCUUGUAGCCCAUCUGGCUGCAAAGAGCUGCUUGGAAGGCAACCUUGGACGGAAUUGGUCCUGGUGCCCUCCCAUGGUGAUCUUCAACGCUCUACAGAAGGACAUGGCGCACAUCUAG